Molecule: messenger RNA, 4349 nt
Organism: Xiphias gladius (swordfish)
Lineage: Eukaryota; Metazoa; Chordata; Actinopteri; Istiophoriformes; Xiphiidae
Gene: e2f8
Product: E2F transcription factor 8
Exons: 13
Coding region: 917-3574 (885 amino acids)
Biological process (GO): regulation of transcription by RNA polymerase II
Cellular component (GO): RNA polymerase II transcription regulator complex
Molecular function (GO): RNA polymerase II cis-regulatory region sequence-specific DNA binding; DNA-binding transcription factor activity, RNA polymerase II-specific
Source: RefSeq, a predicted model, not a curated record
AAAAAGCGGUAAAAUCACAUGACGCUGAUUGAUAACGGAGACGAACUAGAAUAACGUAGAGAAAAUUCAGCCGAGCGUGUUUAAAGUUUGCUAGGUGGGACAAAUGUUAGCUAGCGUAAGUGUAAGUUAGUGAGUAAUCGUUCGAGCCCCCCCACUGGUACCAGCUUCUCAAAUGUGAACGUUUGCUAGGUUCCCGUUUUUCCAUGAUAGUAAACCCGAACAGUGCGUCCGACAAAUCGAGGCAAUUUGUGUUAACUUGGGCUCCAGAGACCAACGAUGGGCGACAUUUUUACACACUGAACAAUCGAUCGAUUAUCGAAGAAAAUAAAUUGUCAGACUAAUUUAUAUAAUGAAACUAAUUGUUGGUUCCGGCCUUACAGUUUUUCCUAUGCUGGAGUAAUACGACCUUGCCCGAGGUUUUAUGUGCGUUAGUUACUUGACACAGGGGGGAGAAGAAAAAAAAACCCAAGAAAACUAGAAACAGAGUCUCUCUUCCAGGCCAGGGCCAUAAAAUGGAGGAUAUUCUAGUUCAGUGCUGCAAAUUUCAAACAGAUUUGCGAUUAAUCAAACUGUAGACAGAAAUAGAAGAGUUACUCUUGGGCCAGAUGGUAAACCAGCUUUCCUUUGACCCAGUGUGUGAGGAGAAUACUUUAAGGUUUAUUAAAGAUUUUAAGAAUCCAUCCCUAAGCUGAAUCCGUCACAAUAUUAAUGCCCCAGCUGGCGUCAGCUAAUAUACCCCUUAAUUACAUUUUUAUGCUCAGGUGGAAAAUGUCGAAUACAGCGCUUGAAUCUCAAAACCUGACCCAGAAAUCUCGUUAAAAAGUUAGAUGAUGGCUUUGUAGCAACCCAGAUUCCAGUAAAUACCCCAAAGAAAUUAUUUGGCACGUGUGAAGUGUCACUGGAGAACCAAAUAGCCAUGGGUCCCCUUACUACACCUAAAAAAGGAAGGGAAGUAUGUUCUGUUGAUCCCUGGACGCCAACCUCCAACCUUAAAAUGCUAAUCAGUGCUGCUAGUCCUGACAUCAGGAACCGAGAGAAGGAGCUGUGCAUGGACAAUGACGGGAGGGAAGGUCUUGACCCUACACAGGACACCGAAAAUGGAGAAGAGUCGGAGAAGAUGAUCAGCAGAAAAGAAAAGAGUCUGGGUUUGCUGUGUCACAAGUUCCUCGCCCGCUACCCAGAUUACCCAAACCCGGCCCUCAACAACGACAUCUGCCUGGACGAUGUGGCCACUGAGCUCAAUGUGGAGCGUCGGCGCAUCUACGACAUCAUGAACGUGCUGGAGAGCCUGCACAUGGUGAGCCGCUCCGCAAAGAACCGCUACGCGUGGCACGGCCGGUCCAAACUGGCCCAGACCCUGGCCAUUUUGAAGCGGGUGGGCGAGGAGCACCGGUACGGUCGGCAGAUGCAGCAGAUCCGGCAGCGUCUCCUGGACAAGGAGUUCGACUUUGACGGCGAAGAGAAGGAGAACGAGGAGGCGGGGGACUUGGAGGGUGGGGAGCAGGGACAGAAGGAGCUCUUCUUCGUGGAGCUUCCGGGAGUAGAGUUCAAAGCAGCCUCUGUUAACAGCCGGAAGGACAAAUCUCUGCGGGUGAUGAGCCAGAAGUUCGUCAUGCUCUUUCUGGUGUCUAAUCCUCGCGUGGUCAGCCUGGACGUGGCGGCGAAGAUCCUGAUCGGAGAGGACCAGGGUGCAGAUCAAGACAAGAACAAGUUCAAGACCAAAGUGCGCCGGCUCUAUGAUAUAGCUAAUGUGCUGCGGAGCCUGAAGCUCAUUGAGAAAGUACACGUGACAGAGGAGAGGGGGAGGAAACCAGCCUUUGAGUGGGUCGGCCUCGCAGAAUUCCCCCAAGUCAAAGACACGGAGAGCUCCACAUCCGAAUACCCAUCCAGGAAGAAAAAUGCACUGGAGUCACGUGCGUCUGUAGACAAUUGUGCCAAAAACCUCUUUUCCUCACCCGGGGCUAAACGCAGUUUCACCCGGCACCCCUCCCUCAUAAAGCUGGCAAAGAGCAUUCAGGACGACCGACGCAAGAUCAACUCGGCCCCCAGCAGUCCUGUCAAGAGUGUCUUCAGUGAUUCAUCAAACGCUGACGUCCCAAACAAAAUGGCCCAACUUGCUGCCAUUUGUAAGAUCGAACUGGACCAUGAGUCUGUAACUGGAGCUAAAGAUCCAAAGCCUGCCACUGUGAGCCUAGAGCCAGCCUCCUCUAAUUCAAUGGAACCUCCUCGAGCACCGCUACUAACUCCAACCCAGGAGCCUGGAGUCAACACUACUGUCCGCCUCACCCCCCACACCCCACUGGCAGCCCAGCCCGCCGGCGCCGUCGCUUACCUCCCUGCACAGUGUUCACCCCUGAUCCCUGUCCUGUUACCUCAGCAGCAGGGGAGCGGGCCCUAUGCCGUGUAUCUGCACCCUUCUUCCCUCAGGCCGAACCCUCUGGCCAGGCCGCAGCCAACCAGCCUCGCCGUGCGCUCUAUGACCUUCGAGGAUAAGACCGGGCGGAGCCCGACGUGCCAGUCCGCGGGUAAGAGCCAGCCGGCCUCCAGGGCGUCGGACGUCAGCCCCUUGGCACUCAAACGGCUGUGUUCAGAUUCAGCCUCAGAGAGCAGCCCCUCCAAAGCCAAGAGGACCGACCCCAACUUUAAGGACACCUCUCCAAAGCUGUGUGAGAUCCUGCAGGCCCGUCUGAAGGCCCGCCGUGGCAAUCAGCUCUCUAGCCGGCCCUCGCCUCGCGCCCUCCACCUCGACCCCGAGUUCGUCAACACCCCCGGUGGUGCUGUAGCCAAUCAGACGCUGGAGCAGAGCUUGGAGACCUUCCUGGACAGAGAGGACAAGAUGGCUAACUCCGACAGCGAGGCGGGAUUAACGCCAGUCAGAGCUGUACCCCUCACACCGGGACUCCACACUGAGACUUUUGUCCCGACCGGAUACCUGAUCCCAAUCUCCCAGCAGUCCCUCAUCAGCUACAAGGAAACUCAAGGGGGAGAAAGCAUCAAGGCCUCAACUCCCACUUACAACAUCUACCAAACACCAACUGCAGGGUCCAGACCUGCCCCAUCCCAGGAAAUUACACCCACCAGCCUUCGCCUUCACAGACCCGCUGCUGCUGCUGCUGCUGCUGCUGCUGACUCCCCAUGCGGCACCCAGCAGGCUCACCACCUCCACAGCCCCAGUCCUGCCAUCCUCAACUUCACCCUGCAGAACCUGGGUCUGAUCUCCGGCUCCAGCCCAGGAAAUGGCUUUGCCGCCCCCCAGACUCCAGAGUGCGCCAACACCCUAUCCAGCCCGCUGGCCGGCCCGCUGGCUCUGCAGCAGAGAGGCAUGGUUUUCAUCAAACCCGUGUCCCCUGUGCCUGUCCAGCAGUCUGUAUCCGCGCAGCCGGUGGCCCUGAUCAGUGUACAACAGCCUCUGAUGGCCACCCCCAAAGGGACAGGGCUCCCCCAGCACAGCUUCUUCCACACACCGGUCCCCCUCUCGCCUCUGGCCGCCGUGGUAACCACUGGUGGACCCCCAGCCGCCAAAACUGUUUACAUCCCUCAGAGGAAGCUGGACGUCACCACUGAGGACUCCUGAAGGACGCCCUCGGAUGUCUUGUGUUCAUUGCGUCAGUAUGUGCGUAUGGCUGUUGCGUUUGCGGGGUGGGUGGGUGGGUGGUUGGUUGGGUGGUUUGUUUGCUCUGUUGUCUGUCUGGUUAGCGUUUUACAGUAUUCAUUACCUCUGAGCAUUUCACAGCGGCCUCACCGCCGUCGCUCUUAUCACAGCCAGCUCUAAGAAUAGCUGCCAUGCAGUGUUCGGCUGUGGCCCAGUGGACCCGUGGAAAUUACAUUUCAAACCAUGUUCACCAGACACUCAUAAACACUAUAAACAGAAACCAUUUUCCCAGGGAUACGUUUUCAUAACCUAAUGGAGGAGUAUUAGUUUUCUUGUUAUUUUUUGUUUUUGUUUUGUUAUUUUUAGUUAUUUCUGCUAAUGUGGGUGACGUGAAUACCGACUUUUUUUCCUUCAAAUUACCGAGAGUAGUAAAAGCCACAUCAGUGCUGUAAAGAACAAUGCACCCAGGUCAGAUCAAUGUUUUUAAUUUAAAGACAAGUUUGAUUGGAAACAUUGUUGGUUGAUAGGUUUUACUUAGCGAGACAAAUUUAAUAUGAUCACUUUUGCACAUAUGUACAUGUUAAACCGUUACCCCUUUUUAAAAAUGGAAUUAUUAAGAAUAUGUGAAUAUUUGUGAUGCAUUCUGAGACUAAUCAGACAUUUUACAUUUGAAGUUUAAUUUAUAUGGAAAUUACCUUUUGUUUCUGGUGUCCUGCUAAAUGUAAAAUGCUAAAUAAAUUUUAAUUUUUUGUUUUAA